Molecule: messenger RNA, 2420 nt
Organism: Ostrea edulis (European flat oyster)
Lineage: Eukaryota; Metazoa; Mollusca; Bivalvia; Ostreida; Ostreidae
Product: snake venom 5'-nucleotidase-like
Exons: 10
Coding region: 477-2255 (592 amino acids)
Biological process (GO): nucleotide catabolic process
Molecular function (GO): hydrolase activity, acting on ester bonds; nucleotide binding; metal ion binding
Source: RefSeq, a predicted model, not a curated record
CUCAUUAUAUACUCAGUUCAUUAAUAUGGAUAAGAAACGUAGAUGAAGACAGUUUUUAAAGAUUCUAUUUCAUCACGUGAUCUCCAUUUCUAGGAUAUAAAUCCUAGACUAAGGGGCCUCUUGGAUUUCACAAUUUUGAAAAAGGUCUUCAGGUUUCACACACAUGUACAGUUCUGAGCACCAGAUUUGUUCCCAGGCGUUCAGCUGAAAGGAGGGAAAAUUCUAAACAUGCAUUUCUGCUGUUCAUUCUGUCCCGAUAUGAGGCCUAUUCCUGUAACUCUGACGUAGGAUCACAGUUAAUCAACUUCCUGGCGGAUAUUUGAGUCCCAUUUCUUCUUCGGCGAGUAGACGUGUUCCUCGUGUAGGUCAGAAUCAGGGAAAACAAUGGGAUGCUCUAUAUACCCAGAGCAACGUUACUGUACAUUGUAAUUAAACAACGAACCUUGUGUUGUUGGUGAACAAUAUUGACAUAGAUUAUGUUUAAAGUUGACUCAGUGAAACUUUCAGCAGUCAUGAAUUGUCAGAAAAAUAUUGGACUUCUUCGUUAUUUCACUAUCGUUUCCAUCUCCAUAGUGUGCCAUGGAUACGAACUGACCAUUCUUCAUACUAACGACGUUCACGCGAGAAUUCAAGAGAUGAACGCAUAUGGGGGACAAUGUGCUGAUGGCAGACAGUGUUUCGGUGGAGCAGCUAGAAUGAAGACCAAAAUAGAGGAGCUCCGAAAAGAACAUCGGAACACGCUUUUGUUGGACGCAGGAGACCAAUUUCAGGGGACCCUCUGGUUCACUCACUACGGGGGGCUGGUCACUUACACCAUGAUGAACCUUCUUGGUUAUGAUGCUAUGGCGCUGGGCAACCAUGAAUUUGACAACAAUAUUGAUGGUCUCUUGCCAUUUCUACAGAACGCAAACUUUACAAUUCUUAGUGCCAACAUCAAUUCAGCGACGGAACCUAGAAUCGCGCCUCAUGUGUCAAAGAGCUACGUCACAGACGUGGGCGGGGAAAAGAUCGGGAUCAUAGGUUACACCACAAAGGACACGCCCAUGAUAUCCCAACCUGGAAGCCUCAAAUUUGAGGAGGAAAUGACGUCAAUUCGUACUGAGGUCACCAAGUUAGAGAGCCAGGGGGUCAACAAAAUCAUUGCUGUGGGUCACGCUGGAUUUUCCGUGGACAAGAAAAUCGCCAGCGAGGUAGUAGGAGUGGACAUCGUGGUGGGAGGACACACCAAUACGUUUUUGUACAACGGCACUAAGCCAUCUGUUGAAACCCCCGAUGGUGACUAUCCUCACGUGGUUAGGAAACCUAAUGGAGAGGUAACUCUUGUGGUUCAGGAUUUCGCAUUCGGAAAGUAUCUGGGCUUUCUGCAAGUCCAAUUUGAUGACAACGGAAAAGUUAUAUCACAUGGAGGAAACCCUAUUAUUCUGAACAGCUCCAUAGUAAAAGAUCCGACUGUGAUGCAAGUUGUUGAUAAAUUCUAUAUGGAGAUAGAAAACGCCACCAAAGAAGUGAUCGGAAGAACGUUGGUCAAAAUUGAGGGAAAGCGUGAUGUCUGUAGACUGAGAGAAUGUAACAUGGGGAAUUUGGUGGCUGAUUCCUUCGUGUUCAUGAAUUUGAAGGAUGCGGAUACGAUCAACUCCACCCGUGUAUUUAUAGCCAUCGUGAACUCGGGAUCGAUACGAGCAUCUUUCAAUAGAGGGACAGUUACUUUGAGUAAUGCUAUAAGCGUACAGCCAUUUAGAAACACCAUGGAAACGAUAAAACUUCAGGGUCGGUACCUGCUUCAAGUAAUGGAACACAGUGUGACGUCCUACAACACAAAGGACCCUGAUGGCGGAUUUUUGCAAGUAUCUGGCAUACGAGUGAAGUACAAUCUGCAAAAGCCGGAAGGUCAACGCGUCGUGGAAUUGAAGGUUAUAUGCUCGGAGUGUGAUGUUCCGGAAUUCGUUCCAUUAGACAAUGACAAACUGUACGACAUUGUUUUAUCCAACUUCUUGCUGACUGGAGGAGAUGGAUACAAGAUGAUCAGAGAUUACGCCAUACAGAAGCACGUUGUCGGCAUCCUAGACACCGACGUAUUUGUUGAAUACAUAAAACAGACCUCGCCACUGACAACUGGCCUGGAUGAAAGAAUCCAAAUGCAAUUGGUGGACGAAACCGGAUGUAAAGUAACCUCUGGUGGAAGUAGAUUUCUUAUCUCUUUUCUAUUAAUCAAAACUACAGUUUUCCUUGGUUUGAUUACACCACGGUUACUAUGAAACUACGAUUAAAAGAGAGAGAGAGAGAGAGAGAGAGAGAGAGAGAGAGAGAGAGAGAGAGAGAGAGAGAGAGAUUAAUAUUUAAACUGUUACAAUCAAAUCAUCUCAGUCAUUCCAAAUUACUGGAUAUUAUUGUGUUUACUGUAUUAAAAUAUCUAUAUUCAU